Messenger RNA from Colletotrichum lupini, 996 nucleotides. RefSeq lists its product as uncharacterized. The record is from RefSeq and is a predicted model, not a curated record. Lineage: Eukaryota; Fungi; Ascomycota; Sordariomycetes; Glomerellales; Glomerellaceae. The coding region runs from base 1 to 996 and encodes 331 amino acids. The transcript is spliced from 4 exons.
AUGUCGUCACCAGCCGCCAUGGACCCCGCCGCGGCGGAAGCGGCUGCUGCUGCUGCUCAAGCAGCUAUGCAAUCAUUCACAAUAGAGGCGUGGACCCUCUUGAUAGUCGGCAUUCUUUUUACUAUGUUAAGGACCUACGCUAGGGUCAGGUCUGUAGGCUUCAAAGGUCUUCAAGCGGAUGACUAUCUUGUUUGGAUCGGUGCGAUAUUCUAUGCCAUUGAGACUGCGCUGGCGCAUUCUGUCGGGGCUGUCGCGAAGGGUAUGGCGAAUAAUGCCAUGACGGAUGAGCAACGAGCAGCUCUAUCCCCAGACAGCGAGGAGUAUCAACUGAGGGUGGUCGGCUCCAUUAUUCAGCUAUGUGGAUGGUCAAGUUACUCGGUCUUAUUGUGGUCGCUCAAGGCAUCACUGCUGGUGUUCUAUUUACGGCUGACUGACCCUCAGAACGGUGCACAGCUCGCCGGAUCAUGGGCUGUUCGUGAGACAUUCGUCGCCGUCAUCACCGCCAACCUGCCUAUGGUGUUCUCGAUCAUCAAGUUAUGGCUGGGGCCCGUCUUCGGCUCUCUUCUUACUUCGCUCCGAUCAUCCCAAAAGCUUACCGAUGCGACACCGAAAGAAAUACGCACUUUCGGGGCCGGUAGCAACCAAAGCUGGCGGGGUCGCGGACCCCCUUCAGCAUAUCCAAUCACCAAUAUCACCUUCAACGAGAGUGAAGAGCGCAUGGUGAACGAGUACAAGAUGCAAGACGUCAAGACCUGGGGUGAUCCCCAUGCCGAUAGUACUAGCGGAACCACGAGAUCAAACAGCGUCCGAAGAAGUCACAGCAAUCGGCGGAAGAAUACUGAUAUCCGAAAGGAUGUAGAAGUCGCCAUCACUACAGAGUACAUGCCGCCGGCGAAAGACGCUGAGGGCAAUGUCAAGGCUCUGUCGCCAAGAACCUUCACCUUUGCCAGAGGGCCGAAGAGACAAUCUGUGAAUAAUCCUGGCAAUCAGAUAUGA